AUGCCGGAUUUCUCAGCCCUACGUCGGAUAACAGGUCCCAGAAUAACAUUCAGACGUGUAAACUUCGACCUGAUCUCCCCCAUCUUCACCCGUAGAGGUAUACCAACAUAUCGUUCAUCUUUCUUCUCACUACGUUCUUGUCGUUCCUCAUCUUUACCCCCAGCACCAAACCCACCAUUCCCUAUCCGCUUGUCUGUGCGCUCUGCUCAACUAACACAAACCCCAUUUUCCAACAACAAAAAAUCUUUACCGACCCUGACAUCUAUCUCACCGUACACCGGAGCCGAAACAAGUGAUGUCACAAGAAGCUACAGCCGAAACGAUCAAGACGAAUGGAUCAGAAGCGAGGGUAAAGAGAGCGUGAGGGAUAAGAAGGAGGAGGGAGACAAGAUGAUUCGAUUUUGUAUCAUAGUCACCAAAAAUGCAGUGUCGAAAUACGCCGUAGAGCGUAACAGAGUGAAAGGGAGGUUUAAAGUUGCUGUAGAGGCCGUGGUGAAUCGUGGCAUUGGAGGUGAUAUAGAUUUACUUGAUCAAGAGAAGAUUUACGUGGCUAAUCUGUCAUCUAAGAUUUACGAUGCCGACUUUGAAAAUCUAGUGGAGGAAGUAGCGAAGGGAUUGAAUUUUCUCAAGGGGUAUGUACCGAAGAGAAAAGGGUUCAAAGUUCCGCGAUAA
Tremella mesenterica DSM 1558 is the source of this 672-nucleotide messenger RNA. RefSeq lists its product as uncharacterized. The record is from RefSeq and is a predicted model, not a curated record. NCBI's taxonomy places the organism in Eukaryota, Fungi, Basidiomycota, Tremellomycetes, Tremellales, Tremellaceae. The coding region runs from base 1 to 672 and encodes 223 amino acids. The transcript has 3 exons. Gene Ontology annotation, biological process: tRNA processing. Gene Ontology annotation, molecular function: tRNA binding; ribonuclease P activity.